Messenger RNA from Pyrgilauda ruficollis (rufous-necked snowfinch), 1776 nucleotides. RefSeq names its product zinc finger protein 385B (gene ZNF385B). Gene Ontology annotation, cellular component: nucleus. The record is from RefSeq and is a predicted model, not a curated record. Gene Ontology annotation, molecular function: nucleic acid binding; zinc ion binding. The coding region runs from base 99 to 1541 and encodes 480 amino acids. The transcript is spliced from 9 exons. Lineage: Eukaryota; Metazoa; Chordata; Aves; Passeriformes; Passeridae.
CCGAGCUCGCCGCGGUCCGGCAGGAGCGGGGCUGCGGCGCCCGCCCACUCGCCGGCCGGUGCCGCGCUGCCUCCUUCCCUGCGGGCGGCUGCUGAGGUAUGAAGCGUCCAUUAAGUCCUGACCACAUCGUUGAAGAUGGGAUUAUGAAUCAACCAGCUGUUCUACGGGCCUUUGAAGAAAAAGGACUGAGGAAUGACAGACAGGAUUACCAAUUAAGCAAAGAAAAAAAGAAGAUACUGUUUUCCUUCUGUGAAGUGUGCAAUAUACAGCUGAACUCUGCAGCCCAAGCUCAAGUUCAUUACAACGGGAAGUCUCACUUGAAAAGAGUGAAGCAGCUAAACAAUGGAAAACUCCCUACAAGUACAGCUCCUGGCACUUUGUUUGCAAGUACAAGCACAGGCACUACUACACUUCCCACCCUUGUGCGCACACCUACCUUGAUGAUGCAGCCUUCCCUGGAUAUCAAACCCUUUAUGUCCUUCCCUGUGGACAGCAGCUCUGCUGUUGGAUUCUUCCCAAAUUUUAACACAAUGGAUCCUGUGCAAAAAGCAGUCAUAAACCAUACAUUUGGAGUGUCCAUUCCCCCAAAGAAGAAGCAAGUCAUUUCCUGUAAUGUCUGCCAGCUUCGUUUUAACUCUGAUAGCCAGGCCGAGGCCCACUACAAAGGAAGUAAACAUGCCAAGAAGGUCAAAGCACUAGAGGCAACGAAAAACAAACCCAAAGCUGGUUCUUCCAAGGACAGCGCAAAGGUUAACACGGGCUGCUCCACCACGCCAGUCACAGCCAGCAUCUCUGACAAAUCAGAAGAUAAAGGGAAUGAAAAACCCAACUGUGUGAGUCAGCAGUCCAAUGCAGAAGUGGAUCCUUUUCUUCCCAAACCUGGAGUGGUGCCUGCAGCACCUGCCUCGUCUUCCAAGAGCACCAACGGAGCUGCUAACGCAGUUACUGAGUCAGAAGAGGAAAAAGCCAAAAAACUACUUUACUGUUCAUUAUGCAAAGUGGCUGUGAAUUCCCUUUCACAACUAGAAGCCCACAAUACAGGCUCCAAGCACAAGACCAUGGUUGAAGCUCGGAAUGGUGCUGGUCCCAUCAAGUCUUACCCUAGGCCUGGAUCCCGAAUGAAGGUGCAGAAUGGCAGCAAAGGCUCAGGACUGCAGAACAAGACGUUCCAUUGUGAAAUCUGUGAUGUCCAUGUUAAUUCAGAAAUUCAGCUUAAACAGCACAUUUCCAGCCGAAGGCAUAAGGACAGAGUUGCAGGAAAGCCUAUGAAACCUAAAUACAGUCCUUACAACAAACUGCAGCGCAACCCAAGUAUUUUAGCAGCAAAACUCGCAUUCCAGAAGGACAUGAUUAAGCCGCUGGCACCUGCUUUCCUGUCAUCUCCUCUUGCUGCAGCUGCAGCUGUCUCCUCAGCUCUGUCCCUACCUCCCCGGCCCUCAGCAUCCCUGUUCCAAGCACCAGCAAUUCCGCCAGCCCUCCUCAGGCCAGCCCACGGGCCCAUCCGGGCAACGCCUGCCUCCAUACUCUUUGCACCGUACUAAUUUAUUGAUGUGAAAAGAGAUAACUAUGGCCAGUACAAAGGGCAAAGGAAAGCAGGAAAGGGGUUGAGGUUUUAAAAUGUUUCUCUUUUGCAAUGCCAUCCAGCAUGACACCUCAUCCAAGCACAUCAUAAAAUCCAUCACUGGCAGCACUGCGUUUUGGAGUCUAGACAACUCUGUCUUCUCUCUGUCUCUAUUUUUUUAAUCACAAUAGUGUGAUUUGCUUCCAAAUUAAAUU